This is a messenger RNA of Danio aesculapii, 934 nucleotides long. RefSeq lists its product as uncharacterized. The record is from RefSeq and is a predicted model, not a curated record. Lineage: Eukaryota; Metazoa; Chordata; Actinopteri; Cypriniformes; Danionidae. The transcript has 5 exons. Bases 46 to 861 code for a protein of 271 amino acids.
AGACUAUAGACCAUCUCUACAGCACUUUCUGAACUAGUGAAGAAAAUGUUUUGCUCGUUUGUCAUUUGCUGUUUGUGUCUGCUUGGUGUGUUUGCUGAUUCAGGUGUAGUGAAGUCAGUAAUGGAGGGAGACUCAGUCACUCUGGAGUCUGGUGUUGCUGAACUAAAGGAAGAUGAUGUGGUGACGUGGAAGUUUGGACAUAAAAACACUCAGAUAGCUCAAAUGGAUCUAGAUUCUGGAACCUCCUUCACAUUUGAUGGUGAUGCUGUGGGAUUCAGAAACAGACUGAAGCUGGAUAAUCAGACUGGAUCUCUGACCAUCAUGAACACCAGUACAGCAGACUCUGGAGUUUAUCAAAUAACCAUCAGCGGCAAGAAAAAACCAACCACACACAACUUCAGUGUUACUGUAUACGCUCGUUUGCCUGUUCCUGUCCUCAUCAGAGACUGUUCAGACUGUUCUUCCUCCUCCUCUUCAUCAGUGCAGUAUUGUUCAGUGGUGUGUUCAGUGGUGAAUGUGAGCGCUGCGAGUCUCUCCUGGUACAAAGGAAACAGUUUAUUGUCCAGCAUCAAUGUGUCUGAUCUCAGCAUCAGUCUCUCUCUACCUCUGGAGGUGGAAUAUCAGGAUAAAAACACCUACAUCUGUGUGAUCAACAACACCAUCAGCAGCCAGACCAUACAUCUGGACAUCAACACACUCUGUCAACCAUGUCCAGACUCUGUUCAAUGUUGUGGUCCUACUGAAGCUGGGAUCCGACUAUUUUUGUCCGCUUUGGUGUGUGUGGCUGGAAUUUCAGUUCUGGUUUAUGACUUUAGAUCUAACAGGGUUGAACGGGACAAAACAUUAGACUCUCAACAAUAAUGAAUCAUAUAUUUUCCUGGUAGAAACCUAUGGAGUGAUUUUGGUUCCACAGGAAUUAUUUGCUUAGAUAACU